CCCACCAGGAUCUGUCCACGACGCCCAUCGGUCGGCCGGCAGUCCGUCGUCUGAGCAGCUCCGUUGCGGACGUACAACACAGUCGGUGAGGCUCGGUGGUCAUGGCCUGCAUGAGUACGCUCUGCAAGCGACUUAAGAUGAUCUUCUCCUGGGACCGGUGGAUGACCAGGGGACGGAGGCGCGAGGUCAGGACGUCGCCCGACGGCGGCUCCCUCACUGUCAGCGUCAAUCCGUUCGCGCCCUUCGACGAGGAUUCGCUUGCCCGUACGAGGACGACGCGCGACGAGUACAAGAACGCUAGGUCGAGGAUAAUACGCAGGACCCUGCGCUUCGGCUCGUGCAGCGGCGAGUCGUCACCGGAGCGCUCGCUCUCUAUCACGAGGUCCCACGAGCCCUUGGAGCCGAGCAGCUGCUCGAGCGUCGGCCGCUACCAGUGCGAGUUCGUGGAGCUCGAGCACCUCGGCAGCGGGCAGUUCGGCUCGGUCUAUCGCUGCCUGCACCGGCUCGACGGCUUCCUCUAUGCGGUGAAGCGCAGCAAGCCGGUGGCGAGAAACCCGUACGCGCACAGACGCGCCUGUAACGAGGUCCACGCGAACGCCGCACUCGGCAGUCAGCCCCACGUCGUGCGUUACUUUUCCGCCUGGAUGGAGGAGGAGCGGCUGUCCAUACAGCAGGAGUACUGCAACGGCGGCGACCUAGCGGGCCUCCUCGCGAGGAUGAGGCGCGAGCGGACUCGCCUCGAGGAGCCGGAGCUGCGCAGACUCGUGCGACACGUGGCCGAGGGUCUGAGAUCCAUACAUCGCAUGAAGCUGGCGCACAUGGACAUCAAGCCGGACAAUGUGUUUAUCUGCAGGAGCAAGGUGUGGAAGUCGCGGUUGCGCGUCGAUCUUGUCGGCAAUGGCGACGACCUGGCUGAGGAAAUUAUUUAUAAGAUCGGCGACUUAGGACACGUUACUUCGAUCGUUAAUACCAAGGAGCUGGAGGACGAGGGCGACUGCAGGUACUUAUCGCGAGAAAUAUUGCGCGAGGACUUUAGGGACCUGACGAAGGCUGACAUCUUCGCUUUUGGACUGACGAUCUACGAGGCCGCGGGUGGCGGUCCCUUGCCGAAAAACGGACCCGAAUGGCACGACAUCAGAAACGGAAACGUGAAGAAAAUAACGCAUUGCAGUAACGAGCUCGACGAACUUAUCAAGAUAAUGAUUCAUCCGGACCCGGAAAAAAGACCAUCGGCAGCCAAUCUCGUGAAGCGCGAAUUCCCGAUUAACCAAUGUGGCCCAACAACAAACAUAUAAAGUGUCUUAGUCUUAAAACCAAUUAAAUAAAUAAUUAGUUUAUUUAUGCGAUUUAUAACAUAUUGUUGACCAUGGACAUACCAAAUCUAAUAAUAGUAUGUUAGAUGUGAUUUUCAUAUA
This is a messenger RNA of Ceratosolen solmsi marchali, 1415 nucleotides long. Its product is annotated as wee1-like protein kinase. Lineage: Eukaryota; Metazoa; Arthropoda; Insecta; Hymenoptera; Agaonidae. The coding region runs from base 102 to 1295 and encodes 397 amino acids. Gene Ontology annotation, molecular function: ATP binding; protein tyrosine kinase activity. Gene Ontology annotation, cellular component: nucleus; cytoplasm. The record is from RefSeq and is a predicted model, not a curated record. The transcript has 6 exons. Gene Ontology annotation, biological process: protein phosphorylation.